Silurus meridionalis is the source of this 7044-nucleotide messenger RNA. RefSeq names its product NACHT, LRR and PYD domains-containing protein 5-like. Gene Ontology annotation, molecular function: protein binding. The transcript is spliced from 21 exons. The record is from RefSeq and is a predicted model, not a curated record. The coding region runs from base 98 to 6085 and encodes 1995 amino acids. Lineage: Eukaryota; Metazoa; Chordata; Actinopteri; Siluriformes; Siluridae.
UAUUUAUUCUGGUCUCCAUUUUGUUUGUAGAAACACUCCUGCAGCAGCACUGAGUCUGUGAUAUUAAUGUCACUGUUUUCUACAUACUGAUGCAUGUAUGGAGCCUCCUGUGAAGUUUCAAGAUGGAAACUCCUUACCUGUUCACAGGGAAAUACAGAGAGAGAGUUUACCAGGACCCAGCUGUGUCUCCAUGAACAGUGAUGAAUCGAUUCAGCUUCCAUUCAACUUUAGCAAUGAAAACCCUUCACCUGUACACAGUUACGACCCAGAAUCUGCUGUUGUAGAUGAAUUCCAGAAAAGGUAUAAAUUUAAUCUGAAGAAAAAGUUUCAGUGUAUAAAUGGCGUGAUAGUAAACCAGGACAAUCGAAUGCUCCUGAAUGAGAUCUACACAGAGCUCUACAUCACAGAAGGAGACAGUGGAGACAUAAAUAAAGAACAUGAGGUGAGACUGAUCGAAGCAGCAUCCAGGAGAAAAACAACAAAGGAAACUCCAAUCAAAUGCAAUGACAUCUUUAAGUCCUUUCCUGAAGAAGACAAACCCAUCAGAACUGUACUGAUGAAGGGAAUCGCUGGUAUCGGAAAAACUAUCUCUGUUCAGAAGUUCAUCCUGGACUGGACUGAAGGAGAAGCAAACCAGGACAUCCCCUUCAUAUUUCCACUUCCUUUCAGAGAGCUGAAUUUGAUGAAGGACCAAAAACUGAGUCUGGUGGAGCUCCUUCAUGUCUUUUCCUCAGAAACAAAAGAAAUAGAAAAGUCCAGAAUGGAAAAGGCUCUGUUUAUUUUUGAUGGAUUGGACGAGUAUCGUUUUCCUCUGGAUUUCCAGAACACAGAGACAGUGUGUGAUGUAACUGAAUCAGCAUCAGUUCAUGUGCUGCUAAUAAACCUGAUCAUAGGAAAUCUGCUUCCCUCUGCUCUCAUCUGGAUCACCUCCCGUCCAGCAGCAGCUGAUCAGAUUCCCUCACAGUGUGUCCAUCGAGUCACGGAGGUACGAGGAUUCAGUGACCCACAGAAGGAGGAGUAUUUCAGGAGGAGAUUCAGUGAUCAGAAGCUGGCCAGUAACAUCAUCACACACCUGAAGUCAUUAAGAAGCCUCUACAUCAUGUGCCACAUCCCGGUCUUCUGCUGGAUCUCAGCUGCUGUUCUAGAGAGAAUGUUGGGUGAAUCAGAAAGUGGAGAGAUUCCCAAAACUCUGACUCAGAUGUACACACACUUCCUCAUCAUUCAGACAAACAUCAUAAGAGAAAAGUACUCAGAGAUGCAGGAGAGUGAUGAAGAAAUGAUUCUCAAACUGGGACGACUGGCUUUUCAGCAGUUAAAGAAAGGAAACCUGAUCUUCUAUGAGGAAGAUCUUAGAGAGUGUGGCAUUGAUGUGACAGAAGCAGCAGUGUAUUCAGGUGUGUGUACGCAGAUCUUCAGAGAGGAGUUUGGGCUUCACCAGUGUAAAGUGUACUGCUUUGUUCAUCUGAGCAUUCAGGAACAUCUCGCAGCUCUGUAUGUGCACCUGACUUUUAUGAAGGAAAAUGUUUUUCAACAGAACCAGGUCUGUAGGACACUUUCAAAUGUUCACAGAUGUGCUGUAGAUCAGGCUAUAAAAAACCAGGCUGGACAUCUGGAUCUUUUUCUUCGCUUUCUUCUGGGUCUCUCACUCGAGUCCAAUCAAAAACUUCUACUUGCCUUAGUAAAACACACAGGAAGUAGCUCCCAGAGCAAAGAGGAAGCAGUUCAGUACAUUAAGGAGAAGAUCAGUAAAGAUCUUCCAACAGAGAGAUCCAUCAUUCUGUUCCACUGCCUGAAUGAACUGGGUGACAAUUCUCUAGUGGAGGAAAUCCAGCAGUACCUGAAAUCUGGGAAACAAAGUGAACUCUCUUCUUUACAGUGGUCUGCUCUGGUGUUCGUCUUACUGACAUCAGCACAAGAACAGGAGGAAUUUGACCUGAGUAAAUAUACCAGUUCAGAGAACAUAAAAGAUGAUGUUCUUGUGAAGUUGAUGCCUGUGAUUUCAGCAUCCAGAAAAGCAAUUAUCAAGUGUGAUACAAUGAAACGGGGAAGUUGUUCAGCUCUGGUCUCAGUGCUCAACUCAGAAACCUCCAGUCUGAAACAAUUGCAUUUGACUGUAAAUACACUGAAUCUGUCUUCGGAUAAACAAGACGACUCAAGAAUGAAGAAUCUCUCAGUUCUUCUGGAGAAUCCUCACUGUAAAAUAAAGAACCUGAAAUUGGAUUCUUGUGAUCUCUCAGUUGAAGGCUGCACUAUUUUGGCUUCAGCUCUGAGAUCAAACCCCUCACACCUGAGAGAACUGGAUCUGUCUGAGAAUGAAUUAGGAGACACUGGAGUGAAGAAUCUCUCUGCUAUACUGGAGAAUCUUCACUGUAAACUGGAGACACUGAGGCUGCGUAUUUGUGAAAUCUCAGGUGAAGGCUGUGAUGCUCUGAAAUCAGCAUUGAGUUCAAACCCCUCACACCUGAGAGAGCUGGAUCUGCAUGGAAAUAGAAUAGGAGACUCAGGAGUGGAGUUUCUUUCUGACGCACUGGAGAAUCCUCACUGUAAACUGGAGAGACUGGGAUUGGAAUAUUGUGAGAUCACAGAUAAAGGCUGUGCGGCUCUGACUUCAGCUCUGAAAUCAAACCCCUCACAUCUGAGGUACCUGGAUCUCUCUCAGAAUAAAGUAGAAGAUGCAGGAGCGAAGUGUCUCGCUACUGUACUGGAGAAUCCUCAGUGCAAACUGGAGACUCUGAGGUUGUACAGUUGUGGUAUCACAGAUGAAGGCUUUGUUGCUCUGAAUUCAGCUCUAAAAUCAAACCCCUCACACCUGAGAAAUCUGAAUCUCUAUGGAAAUAAAAUAGGACAGAAGUUGCUCUCUGAUCUGAAGAAUAAUGAAUACUCCAAACUUCAGGAGAUGAUUGAACUACGGAGAAAGAGAUCAGAAUCACCAGAACCCAGCUGUGUCUCCAUGAAGAGUGAUGAGUCCAUGGAUCAUCCACUGAGGUUUAGCGAUGGAAACUCCUCCCCUGUACACAGUGAACUACAGAGAAAGAGAUCAGAAUCACCAGAACCCAGCUGUGUCUCCAUGAAGAGUGAAGAGUCCAUGGAUCAUCCACUGAGGUUUAGAGAUGGAAACUCCUCCCCUGUACACAGUGAACUACAGAGAAAAAGAUCCGAAUCAGCAGAACCCAGCUGUGUCUCCAUGAAGAGUGAAGAGUCAAUGGAUCAUCCACUGAGGUUUAGAGAUGGAAACUCCUCCCCUGUACACAGUGAACUACAGAGAAAAAGACCUGUAUCACCAGAACCCAGCUGUGUUUCCAUGAAGAGUCAUGAGUCCAUGGAUCAUCCAUUAAGGUUUAGCGAUGGAAAAUCCUCAUCUGUACACAGUGUUCUACAGAAAGCAGGAGAGAAAAUCAUCACAGUUACAGGAUACGACCCAGAAUCUGCUUCUGUAGAUAAGUUACAGAAAACCUACAAAUUCAAUAUGAAGAAGAAGGUUCAGUGUAUAAAUGACGUGAUAAUGAACCAGGAAAACCGAACGCUCCUGAAUGAGAUCUACACAGAGCUCUACAUCACAGAAGGAGACAGUGGAGACAUAAAUAAAGAACAUGAGGUGAGACAGAUCGAAGCAGCAUCCAGGAGAAAAACAACAAAGGAAACUCCAAUCAAAUGGAAUGACAUCUUUAAGUCCUUUCCUAAAGAAGACAAACCCAUCAGAACUGUACUGAUGAAGGGAGUCGCUGGUAUCGGAAAAACUGUCUCUGUUCAGAAGUUCAUCCUGGACUGGACUGAAGGAAAAGCAAACCAGAACAUCCCCUUCAUAUUUCCACUUCCUUUCAGAGAGCUGAAUUUGAUGAAGGACCAAAAACUGAGUCUGGUGGAGCUCCUUCAUGUCUGUUUUAAGGAAACAAAAGAAAUAGAAAAGUCCAGAAUGGAAAAGGCUCUGUUUAUUUUUGAUGGAUUGGACGAGUAUCGUUUUCCUCUGGAUUUCCAGAACACAGAGACAGUGUGUGAUGUAACUGAAUCAGCAUCAGUUCAUGUGCUGCUAAUAAACCUGAUCAAAGGAAAUCUGCUUCCCUCUGCUCUCAUCUGGAUCACCUCCCGUCCAGCAGCAGCUGAUCAGAUCCCCUCACAGUGUGUCCAUCGAGUCACGGAGGUACGAGGAUUCAGUGACCCACAGAAGGAGGAGUAUUUCAGGAAGAGAAUCAGUGAUCAGAACCUGGCCAAUAACAUCAUCACACACCUGAAGUCAUUAAGAAGUCUUUACAUCAUGUGCCACAUCCCAGUGUUCUGCUGGAUCUCAGCUUCUGUUCUAGAGAGAAUGUUGGGUGAAUCAGAAAGUGGAGAGAUUCCCAAAACUCUGACUCAGAUGUACACACACUUCCUCAUCAUUCAGACAAACAUCAUAAGAGAAAAGUACUUAAAGAUGCAGGAGAGUGAUGAAGAAAUGAUUCUCAAACUGGGACGACUGGCUUUUCAGCAGCUGGAGAAAGGAAACCUGAUCUUCUAUGAGGAAGAUCUGAGAGAGUGUGGCAUUGAUGUGACAGAAGCAGCAGUGUAUUCAGGUGUGUGUACGCAGAUCUUCAGAGAGGACUUUGGGCUUCACCAGUGUAAAGUGUACUGCUUUGUUCAUCUGAGCAUUCAGGAGCAUCUCGCAGCUCUAUAUGUGCACCUGACCUUCAUGAAGGAGAAGAAGAAUAUUUUUCAGCAGAACCAGGUCUGUAGGACACUUUCAGAUGUACACAGAAGUGCUGUAAAUCAGACUUUGAACACUGAGACUGGACAUCUGGAUCUUUUCCUCCGCUUUCUUCUGGGUCUCUCACUCGAGUCCAAUCAGAAACUUCUACUUGCCUUAGUAAAACACACAGGAAGUAGCUCCCAGAGCAAAGCUGAAACAGUUCAGUACAUUAAGGAGAAGAUCAGUGAAGAUCUUCCUACAGAGAAAUCCAUCAAUCUGUUCCACUGCCUGAAUGAACUGGGUGACAGUUCUCUAGUGGAGGAAAUCCAGCAGUACCUGAAAUCUGGGAAACAAAGUGAACUCUCUUCUUUACAGUGGUCUGCUCUGGUGUUCAUCUUACUGACAUCAGCACAAGAACAGGAGGAAUUUGACCUGAGUAAAUAUACCAGUCCAGAGAACAUAAAAGAUGAUGUUCUUGUGAAGUUUAUGCCCGUGAUUUCAGCAUCCAGAAAAGCAAUUAUCAAGUGUGAUACAAUGAAAAGGGGAAAUUGUUCAGCUCUGGUCUUAGUGCUCAACUCAGAAACCUCCAGUCUGAAACAACUGCAUUUGACUGUAAAUACACUGGAUGUGUCUUUGAAUCAACAAGACGACUCAGGAAUGAAGAAUCUCUCAGUUCUUCUGGAGAAUCCUCACUGUAAAAUAAAAAACCUGAAAUUGGAUUCUUGUGAUCUCUCAGUUGAAGGCUGUGCUGCUCUGACUUCAGCUCUGAGAGCAAACCCCUCACACCUGAGAGAACUGGAUCUGUCUGGGAAUGAUUUAGGAGACACUGGAGUGAAGGAUCUCUCAUCUGUAAUAGAGAAUCUUCACUGUAAACUGGAGAUACUGAGGCUGCGUAUUUGUGAAAUCUCAGGUGAAGGCUGUGAUGCUCUGAAAUCAGCAUUGAGCUCAAACCCCUCACACCUGAGAGAGCUGGAUCUGCAUGGAAAUAGAAUAGGAGACUCAGGAGUGAAGUUUCUUUCUGACGCAUUGGAGAAUCCUCACUGUAAACUGGAGAGACUGGGAUUGGAUUAUUGUGAGAUCACAGUUGAAGGCUGUGCAGCUCUGACUUCAGCUCUGAAAUCAAACCCCUCACAUCUGAGGUACCUGGAUCUCUCUCAGAAUAAAGUAGGAGAUGCAGGAGUGAAGUGUCUCGCUACUGUACUGGAGAAUCCUCAGUGCAAACUGGAGACUCUGAGGUUGUAUAAUUGUGGUAUCAGAGAUGAAGGCUGUGUUGCUCUGAAUUCAGCUCUAAAAUCAAACCCCUCACACCUGAGAAAUCUGGAUCUCUAUGGAAAUAAAAUAGGAGAGUCAGGACAGAAGUUGCUCUCUGAUCUGAAGAAUAAUGAACAUUACAAACUCCAAAAGCUGAUAUUUAGCAGGUGUUAAACAUCAGUGUGUGAGAUGAAGACUCCAGUGUUUCUGCCUUUUUCCAUGUUGUGGAACAGAGAACCAGUGCACAGUGAAUCAGACUACAGUUCUACACUACACAAGUAUAACAGCUCAUAACCAGCCCUGACCUUAGGCUCAAAACAUCUAAAGGAUGAAGCUUGGGUUCAGUGUCACUGCUUGGUUUAAAAAAACUAAACAAAAAACUUUUUGAUAAGCUAUUUCCCCCCCCAAAGAAACCAAUGAUACUAAAUGUGCCUUUAUCCAUGACCUGCAUAUUUCCUUCUUCCAUCUUUUAACUAUGCUGGCAAGACAUAGACAGCUCUUUAUUCUCAUAAAACUCCUUAAUGAAUUUCAAAAGGGGAAUAAAUACCUUAGAUCUAGUUUUCUUCAUCUUUAUGUAAAAUGUUGUCUACAAUCUAUUAAGUUGCAUUAAAAUAUGUACAAAUGACUUCUUUAGAAAUGUGUAUUUCAGAAGCUUUUUAUCAUAAACAUAAUGCUUUUUUUCAAGUUUUUUUUUACUAAAUAUAAAUACAGCACUUUCAACAUAUUCUCUUUGCAGUGGAAAAUCCAAAGUGUUAAAGAGAAAGUACAUACUUCUGUAUUACAUUUAUUCAGUCACAUGUGUUCAGUGUCAUGCUUCAUAAUAUUUCACAUAUGCGUUACAAUGCAAGAGUGAUCUUUAUAUAUUCCUCUGUAUACAAAAGGCACUGGUCUUAAAUGGUAAUAUGCCUAAUGUACCAAAGUUAUGAUCUUAUGAACCCCAUCAGUAUUUAGCAUGUUUCUAGAUAAGCUUAUUGGUUAAUCAGGAUAAAACUGCAAAAUUUGAGCUAUCAGCGCAUUUCAGUUUGUGGUUUGUAUACUGUACUUUUAUACACACAUUUUAUUAUUUCAUUUCAUCUCUUACUUGAUGACUUUGCUUUACACUGGUGUCAAUAAAAUACUACUUUUGUGAACUA